Carlito syrichta (Philippine tarsier) is the source of this 7149-nucleotide messenger RNA. It is a transcript of the gene SLC12A6, whose product is annotated as solute carrier family 12 member 6. The coding region runs from base 748 to 4173 and encodes 1141 amino acids. Gene Ontology annotation, molecular function: potassium:chloride symporter activity. Gene Ontology annotation, cellular component: membrane. The record is from RefSeq and is a predicted model, not a curated record. Gene Ontology annotation, biological process: chemical synaptic transmission; potassium ion import across plasma membrane; chloride transmembrane transport. NCBI's taxonomy places the organism in Eukaryota, Metazoa, Chordata, Mammalia, Primates, Tarsiidae. The transcript is spliced from 26 exons.
CGGAGGCUGGGCGGGGCUCCCGGGCGCCCUCGGGACGGUGCCGCCCUCCAACUGCUCCCCCAGGCUUCUCUUCGGAAGGUUCACCUCGAAUGAGGAACGAGCGGGGAGGGAGAGGAGGGGCUGCGGCGGCGCGGGCACUGCCAGCCGGGCCCGGGGCGGGGGGCGGCGAGGUCACGUAACGGCUGCUCUGGCGUCUGGCCGAGGAGGGUGCGCCCGCCCCGCAGCCCGAGUCCUGCGCGCGCCGCGGCUCCGAAACAGUUACCGGCUAGUAAACAACAGCUGCGCGCGCACCCGCAUCAGCUGGCGCCGGGAUCCCGCACCUGCGACCUCCUCCCCCGCUCGUCCCCGCCGCCCCCUCCUGCCCCGUCAGGGCCAGCCUGCGUGGCGGUCUCCUCUUCUGCUGGAAUCCGACGGAAGCACCGCGAGGGGCUGACCUGCGCCGGGGCCGAAGUAGGGGAGAAAGCGACCCCAGCCAAGGGCUAGUCCGUCCUGUCACACGCAGGAGGAACCUGGCGAGCCGACCGUGGGAUCGGUGGACUAGCGACGACCUGCCACGACCUCGAGCUGCGGACCGAGGUGUCUUGAUCCGCUAGCCGCCUUCUCCCAGAUCCCAGGGACCAUUCUGCCAGAAGAGCGGGCGCGCCACCCCCGCACACCUCUCGGAGGCAGGCAUCCGCUCUGCCCCUGCAUCCUCUGCUCACCCUUCUUUCCUCGUUCUCCUCCAUCCAGUAGUAAACCACCACCAAGAUGGCUUCGGUUCGGUUCAUGGUGACACCAACAAAGAUCGAUGACAUUCCAGGUUUGUCAGACACCAGCCCAGACCUCAGCUCUCGCUCUAGUUCCCGGGUACGAUUUAGCUCCCGGGAAAGUGUGCCUGAAACAAGCCGUAGUGAGCCUAUGAGUGAUAUGUCUGGGGCCACCACUUCACUGGCAACCGUUGCCCUGGAUCCAGCCAGUGACCGGACUUCUAACGCCCAGGAUAUUACCGAGGACCCGAGUCAGAACUCCAUCACAGGGGAACACAGCCAGCUGUUAGAUGAUGGGCAUAAGAAAGCUCGAAAUGCUUAUCUCAAUAAUUCCAAUUAUGAAGAAGGAGAUGAAUAUUUUGAUAAAAACUUGGCACUCUUUGAGGAAGAAAUGGACACUAGACCAAAGGUGUCUUCUCUCCUCAAUCGCAUGGCCAAUUAUACUAAUCUGACACAAGGAGCAAAGGAACAUGAAGAGGCAGAAAACAUCACUGAAGGAAAAAAGAAGCCUACCAAGACCCCCCAAAUGGGUACCUUCAUGGGUGUCUACCUCCCAUGUCUACAAAAUAUUUUUGGAGUGAUCCUCUUUCUACGUCUCACAUGGGUGGUAGGCACAGCUGGAGUUCUUCAGGCUUUUGCAAUUGUCCUUAUCUGCUGCUGCUGUACAAUGUUGACUGCUAUCUCCAUGAGUGCCAUUGCCACUAAUGGAGUGGUACCAGCUGGGGGCUCAUACUUUAUGAUUUCUAGGGCACUGGGCCCAGAGUUUGGUGGAGCUGUUGGCCUCUGCUUUUAUCUUGGUACCACAUUUGCAGCAGCCAUGUAUAUCCUAGGUGCCAUUGAAAUUUUUCUGGUAUAUAUUGUCCCCAGAGCUGCCAUCUUUCGCAGUGAUGAUGCACUCAAGGAGUCAGCGGCCAUGCUAAAUAACAUGCGUGUCUAUGGUACAGCCUUCUUGGUCCUCAUGGUAUUAGUGGUAUUUAUCGGCGUACGCUAUGUGAACAAGUUUGCCUCACUUUUCCUGGCCUGUGUCAUUGUGUCCAUAUUGGCCAUCUAUGCUGGAGCCAUCAAGUCUUCUUUUGCCCCUCCACACUUCCCGGUCUGCAUGCUGGGUAACCGUACUCUUUCAUCAAGACACAUUGACAUUUGCUCUAAGACCAAGGAAAUUAACAACAUGACAGUCCCAUCAAAGUUAUGGGGUUUUUUCUGUAACUCAAGUCAAUUUUUCAAUGCCACCUGUGAUGAAUACUUUGUUCACAAUAAUGUCACUUCAAUCCAGGGCAUUCCUGGAUUGGCUAGUGGUAUCAUUACAGAGAAUCUUUGGAGUAAUUAUCUACCCAAGGGAGAGAUCAUUGAAAAGCCCUCAGCUAAAUCUGCUGAUGUCUUAGGCAGCUUAAAUCAUGAAUAUGUUCUUGUUGACAUUACCACCUCCUUCACUCUUCUGGUGGGAAUCUUCUUUCCCUCUGUCACAGGUAUCAUGGCUGGAUCAAACAGAUCUGGAGAUCUGAAAGAUGCUCAGAAGUCUAUUCCCAUUGGUACUAUCCUUGCCAUCCUUACCACCUCUUUUGUUUAUUUAAGCAAUGUUGUCCUUUUUGGUGCAUGUAUUGAAGGGGUUGUUCUCAGAGACAAGUUUGGUGACGCUGUGAAGGGUAAUUUGGUAGUGGGUACCUUAUCUUGGCCAUCCCCGUGGGUGAUUGUUAUUGGCUCCUUCUUUUCAACAUGUGGGGCUGGACUUCAGAGCCUCACAGGUGCACCAAGGCUGCUACAGGCUAUUGCCAAGGAUAACAUCAUACCAUUUCUGAGGGUUUUUGGCCACAGCAAAGCCAAUGGGGAACCUACCUGGGCUUUACUUCUAACUGCUGCCAUUGCAGAGCUGGGAAUCCUUAUUGCCUCCCUGGAUCUUGUGGCCCCAAUUCUUUCCAUGUUUUUCCUCAUGUGUUACCUCUUUGUGAACUUAGCGUGUGCCUUGCAAACAUUACUUCGAACACCCAACUGGAGACCCCGAUUCCGCUACUAUCACUGGGCCCUUUCUUUCAUGGGAAUGAGUAUCUGUCUGGCUCUGAUGUUCAUUUCUUCCUGGUAUUAUGCCAUUGUAGCUAUGGUAAUAGCUGGUAUGAUCUACAAGUACAUCGAAUACCAAGGAGCUGAGAAAGAAUGGGGUGAUGGUAUCCGUGGGCUGUCCCUCAGUGCAGCUCGGUUUGCUUUGCUUCGACUGGAGGAAGGACCUCCGCACACUAAAAAUUGGAGGCCUCAGUUGCUUGUAUUACUGAAACUAGAUGAAGACUUACAUGUCAAGCAUCCUCGCCUCCUCACCUUUGCCUCACAACUCAAAGCAGGAAAGGGUCUCACUAUCGUGGGCUCUGUCAUUGUCGGGAACUUCCUAGAGAACUAUGGUGAAGCUUUAGCUGCUGAGCAGACCAUAAAGCACCUAAUGGAGGCAGAGAAGGUAAAAGGAUUCUGCCAGCUGGUGGUGGCCGCCAAGCUGAGAGAGGGCAUUUCCCACCUCAUCCAGUCAUGUGGCCUUGGGGGCAUGAAGCACAACACAGUGGUGAUGGGCUGGCCUAAUGGAUGGCGCCAAAGUGAAGAUGCUCGCGCUUGGAAGACUUUUAUUGGCACAGUUCGAGUGACAACUGCUGCCCAUCUCGCCCUGCUGGUAGCUAAAAAUGUCUCCUUCUUUCCCAGCAAUGUGGAGCAAUUUUCUGAGGGCAACAUUGAUGUGUGGUGGAUUGUGCAUGAUGGUGGGAUGCUCAUGCUACUACCAUUCCUACUGAAACAGCACAAGGUGUGGCGAAAGUGCAGCAUACGGAUCUUCACAGUAGCCCAACUAGAAGACAACAGUAUCCAGAUGAAGAAGGACCUAGCCACCUUCCUGUAUCACCUACGCAUUGAGGCAGAGGUGGAAGUUGUGGAGAUGCAUGACAGUGACAUAUCAGCUUAUACUUAUGAGCGUACUCUAAUGAUGGAGCAAAGGUCCCAGAUGCUUCGGCACAUGCGACUGUCCAAAACAGAGCGAGACAGAGAGGCACAGUUAGUGAAAGACCGGAACUCAAUGUUACGAUUGACCAGCAUUGGCUCUGAUGAAGAUGAAGAGACAGAAACUUAUCAGGAGAAGGUACACAUGACUUGGACAAAAGACAAGUACAUGGCAUCCCGAGGGCAAAAAGCCAAGUCAAUGGAAGGAUUCCAGGACCUGCUUAACAUGCGUCCCGACCAGUCCAAUGUGAGGCGCAUGCAUACAGCAGUGAAGCUCAAUGAGGUUAUAGUUAACAAGUCCCAUGAAGCAAAGCUGGUUUUGCUGAAUAUGCCAGGGCCACCUCGAAACCCUGAGGGUGAUGAAAACUACAUGGAAUUCCUAGAAGUGCUCACCGAGGGACUAGAGCGAGUCCUCCUUGUCCGGGGUGGUGGCAGUGAGGUGAUCACCAUUUAUUCAUAAUCUACUGAAUGACUGUGCCUGGCCUCGCAUUUCCUAAAAGGCCUACAUCUUCCAUGGAAGUGCCAGCUCUUUACUACCACUCCCACUCAAUGGAGGCCUAUGCUCUGUAAACAUCACACUGAACCCUUGAUGCACAGAGUCUCAAGCACUUGGGCGAGAGUACAAAUAGAUCUACUCUUUGCUCCCAUAUGAUCUGCAGUCCUUACAGAAAAAGAAACUAUUUCUUCAACAUCAGAACAAUGGUCAAGUCCUAAAGGCAUGUCUGACCAGUUAAAGGCAAGUUAGAAUUAACAAGCUGAGCCAAUAAAUUGGUAGAAGGGAUGCUAGAAAUUCAACUGAAGACAAAGAAUAACAUUAAAGAUGUCUCAGAAGUCAUGAUUCAAUAACACCAUGGGGGUACACAGCAUCAUCUUACUAAAUAAUUCAAUAUGGGGACCUAGUAUCCUUGUGGAGAUAUAACCCAUGUCUAGCCAAGAUGGAAGCACUUUUAGCUAAUUUUCUUUAGUGUACCUACUGCUCUCCUCUAAUUUUAUAUUAGGGUAAUAAUGUACAAAACCUGAAACAUAGCUGCAGCCUCUACUUCUUCCUUGAAAAUGAGAUUCCUUCAACAUACCAUGUUUAAGUAUCCAUGCUGUCAGUGUAUAUCUCAGCUGUUUGUUUCUCUUAACCCAAACCCAUUUUGUUAUAAGCAGUGUUACCACCAUAGAAAUUGUUUUUUGAAAGGUAAAAAUUAUUUCUUUCAGAUUCUUUUUCAAAUGGCUGAACUAAGGAAAUUCCAAAGGAAGCUAUUAAAAUUUAUUGAAAUACAAUUCCAAAAGGAAGCUAUUAAAAUUUAUUGAAAUACAGUAUGUGGUUCUCUAUGCAACACGGACAAAACAUACAAGCUAUCUAAGAAAUACAGGUCAUGAUGCACAUUGACCAGUAGGUUCUCCUUUCCUUUUCCUUUGUUAUGUCCUGAAUUAGUAGGCACAGGUUAAAAAAUCUUAAGGAACAAAUACUAGGAAGACUGGCUAACAUCCUUCCCUGAAAACUGUGAACCAUCUUUUAAAGGGAGAAUCUAGCAAUGGAAUUGGAAGUUCUAGAGCCAUACUCUUUCCACAGUGCCAAAGUUAUUGAGCUGCUACUCUCCUUACCUACUUCACUAAAGUGGCAUACAGAUUGGCAUCGGCCUGAUUCAAGAAACUUUCCUUUCAUGAAGAAAUCUGUGGCCUCAUCUCCAAAGCCAUAGUUGAGACUUGAGGUACUCAAGACCCAAAGUAUAGGCAUAUUCCCCUUUUCCUUUCAAUUUUAUUCUUCAUUCUGACUGCAAAAACUUGGCUCUGAACUAAGAGAUUAUCCAAGCCAAAAGUCUUCUAUUUCAGUUUUGUUUUCAGACAGCUCUAAAUGUGCCAAGGAAAUAUUUGUACAAGCUCAGCUUUUUAUGUACUGAUUUACUAAUCACAAAACAUCUGGCUUAUAAGCAUGAGAAAACUACCUAUGUGGCUGGCUGAGCAGUAAUUUAAAGCAUGUGAAAUCUCCAUUUCUUUUACAGGAUGGGUAUUUAGAGAAACUGUCUUCUUGGCUAUACUCAUGGCUGUUUUUGAAUUUCGCUUUAUUAAUGACAAAUAGUGCCACUCUUCUUUGAUUACCCAAUAGGAUAUGGAGCAAGAUGACCUAGGUGUCUCAAAGUAUUCAUUGACCUGUAAGGACAGAGAAGAAAACUCUUCAUUAUGGCUUGAGAAGUUGAGUCAUUUUGAUUUGCUCCCUUUGCUCUUAAUUCAACCUUCAGACCCACUCAGGGUAGUAAAGCAGACAGGAUCUUAAGUCUUUUUUUUUCCUGCUCCUUCCUGCAGCGGGUAAAAGCAUUGUUUACAACUCCCACCACAACACUCCAUUGCUUAGUUGAGUAUGUCAGUAGUGGGUCAGGUCCCCGGGACCCAAGAUAUUACUGUAAAGGUUCACCUGCACCAGAACCCCCUUACAUUUAUGCAUCCUUCUGGUAAAAUGAUAUUUUUCUCAUAUGGAACAAAUAUGGACAGAAAAUAAGGUUUUGGAAGUGCUAUUUGUGUUUGUAGCUCUGUAAAAAUCUUUUAAAGGGAUAAGAAAAUUAGUGGCUAUUGAUCUAGCUACUCCUUCAGCCCCUAAAACACAAAAUCACUGUUACAUGGGAAGAUGGUUAUUAGGCCAGAUUUAUACUCAUCUCUGUCUAGAGCAUUUCAUGUCUAUGUGUGUUGCUUAUGUUGUGUCUCCAACAUGUCUUGUCUCUUAAUCACUGCAAAUAAAGCAAUACUGAAAACUUGAUGAGAGAGAAUGCACCUUAGGGGAAGGGGUUUUGUGUUUCAAGAAGGAAGAAAAAGACCUCCUCCUGCCUUUUGAAUAAGAUCCAGCUUUUAAGUCUUACCUAUGACUUUACCAGGGCAGGUUAUAUAAUAAAUAUUCUCCUACUGCUAGCCCUCUGCCUUCCAUAGCUAUCUUAAAAGCUGAAGUUUGAACUGCAGCAUCUGCUCGACAGGCGCCAAGUUCCUCUUGGCAGGGGAAAGAUCACUCCAUAUAUCUUCCGUUGCCUCAGAUUCCUGUGGCCCCAAGGAUCCCACCAAUCCUCAUUCCCCCAAACAUGUUAAGAAUCCCUUAUUGUGGUGUUAAAAUACCAAUUACACUAUUAGCGUAUUUAUGUUCUGUUUUUGUCUGGUUUAUUUUUCUUUUAAUCAUGUAUAAUCUGAAUCAAGCAUUAGUUUCUCAUAUCUUCCACAAGUGUCUACAACAGAAUUUUUGUUCCAGCUUGUAUUAAAUAGAAGUGAAAUAUUAAGGAAAAUAGAUUUAAGGGAAACUUGUACAACUUUUUCUUAAGCAUUGUUCUCAACCAUUUAAUUUAUUAAAAAGAGAUGCUGCUACAGUUCUUGAUUUAGCAGCAACCACUCAUUUGUUUACAUAGAGUUACGGUUUUGUUUUGCUCUGUACUGGAAACAUAAAUAAAGUUUUCUACAUUAUUUUCAGUCA